AUUUACCACAUUGUCUGUCAGCGGUGACACCACCCUUGAAACAGCUGUUGAAGUUGAUGCAACUCUGUCAAUCGGCACAACUGCAGAGGUACCUAAGGUUAUUUUUAGCACAGCUCAGACCCAGGAAAGUGAGGUGACAGAAAAAGAUACAAGCAGCACAGAGAAACCAUCAGUUGCUUUAAUGUCAAAUGUAACACACACAGACGAUGAAAGUUCAGGUGACCAGACCCCAGAUAUGUUUACCAAAGGGUCUGUUACUGCAAUGGUUUCUUCUGAACACAGCACAGUCGAAGCAGAACAAAUGACAUCCACGACUAAAGUUUCUUCUCUGUUUAGCACCGAGAAGCCAAAACAAAUAGUGACCACAGCAUCACAUGAAACUGCAACAGCUGAGACUGCAAGAAGUGCUACAACUAUAGACACUUCUCUGUUUAGCACUGAGAAACCAAGUCAUAUAACGACUUCAGUAUCAAAGGAAAUUGAAACAGCGGAGUCGGAAAUGGCUGCUGCUACUGCUACAGUUUCUUCUCUAUAUAGCACUGAGAAAAUUGCUCAUGUUGAGACUACCAUCCUAGAGGAGGAGAGCUCAGGGUAUCUGACUUCUGAUAUGUUUACUACUCAGUCAGCUGCCACCCCUCCUUCUCCAGUGUAUAGUACAGUCAGACCAGAACAGCCAGAGGCACCAUCAAGCUCAGAAAUUCCUUCAGUUGUUCCCAUUAUUGAUAAAACAGAGACAAGCACCAUCCUCACUUCAGAAGAGGAUACAAGCUCAAGUGGAGCAACAGCCGAGAUGUUCACCAAGGACUCUGUUGCAACAACUGCAUCCACAUCAGAGUCAGUUAGUGCUUCCACUACAUCAAGACCAACAGUGACCUCAAGUUCAAUCUUGACCAUUACAGAGGAAGAUGGUUCUGGUGACCAGACACCUGAUAUGUUUACCAAGGCACCAGUGUCAACGAUUGAGUUUGUCAGUAGAUAUACCACUGUUCAUACAUCUACGGGACAGGUGAUGGAACAAACCGAAGCAUCUACACAGUAUACCUACAGCACCUCUUCACCCAGGGACUUGGAGGGAUCUGGAAUCUCAAAGACAGAGGAUGACCAAGAGACAACUCAGCCAGAGGGUUCAGGUGUUCUAGAAGUAGUUGAGACCACCAGUAAACCACAGGACCAGUUCGCUGUAGCCACAGAUGAGACAGAAGUCAAAGAGACCGAGAGUAAAUCUGAGGCUCUAAGUGUUGCAUCCUCAACAGAAUCCGCACAGCUCAGCCAAGAAUCUACAUCAACCCAAUACCCUCUAUCCACUAGCACAUCUGAGACAAUAGAACCAGCUACUGCUUCAUUGUCCGAGCAAGGAAGUGGAGACUUCACAGAACCCUCUAUUUCAGAAAGUGAUGCCACAGAGGUUGAGAGUUCAGGUGAUGACACAUCUGCUAUUACAACAGCCCCACUGCAUACUACAUCAUCGUUAACAGACUUAUUGAUUACAAAAUCAGUAAGCACUGAAGUAACUAAUGGAACCAAGGGGGUUGAGCAGACAGAAGAACCAACAGGCACAGAUGGACCUUCAGCUGGCCCUGUCUCAAGUGUGAUAACCUCAGUGGUCACAUUCACAGACGAAGAGAAGUCUGGCAACCUGAUACCUGAAAUGUUUACCAAGGAAUCUACGACACCAACAUCACUAUGGUCAGAUGCAUUGAUGAUCACAUCUUCCUCCCCAAUCAUCAGCGGUGACCAAUUCCAAAGCACAACUGUAGGAACAGUCAUCACACCCACAGAAGAAAUAUAUGAAACGCCCAUAGACUCUCCCACUGCAGCAGUUGAAACUUUGGAGCCUUCUUUGGACCAAGCAACUGGACUAGCAAGCACGUCAUCACCAUUUGUCACUGCAUUCACUUACGUAAACAUGACGGUCUCGGGAACCUCAGCAACAGAGGAUGACCAGGAGACAAGUAAACCUGAAGGGUCAGUUGAGGAGGCACCAGUGGAGACCACCACUAAACCACAGUACCAGUUCACUGUAGCAACUGAUAAGAAUGAAAUCAGAAAGACUGAGAGCACAUCUGAGACUCCAGGUGAUGAUUCUUCAAAAGAGUUUACACAGUCCCAGGAAUCCACAUCAACUCAAUCUCCUUCCAUGUCAAGCACAGGUAAACCAACAGAGGCUUCCACAGCCUCUUUCACAGAGCAGGGUAGUGGUGACUUGACAAUAGACUCUAUAGCUGAGGAUGAACGGAGAGAGCACGAGAGUUCAGGUGAAGACAUCUCAGAUGUGUCCACUAAGCAACCUGCAAGCACAACUGCUCCUCUCCUGUCUAGUCCAGCAACAACAAUGGAGGAAUUUACCACAUUGUCUGUCAGCGGUGACACCACCCUUGAAACAGCUAAUGAGGUUGAUGCAACUCUAUCAAUCAGCACAACUGCAGAGGUACCUAAGGUUAUUUUUAGCACAGCUCAGACCCAGGAAAGUGAGGUGACAGAGAAAGAUACAAGCAGCACAGAGAAACCAUCAGUUGCUUUAAUGUCAAAAGUAACACACACAGACGAUGAAAGUUCAGGUGACCAGACCCCAGAUAUGUUUACCAAAGGGCCUGUUACUGCAAUGGUUUCUUCUGAAUACAGCACAGUCGAAGCAGAACAAAUGACAUCCACGACUAAAGUUUCUUCUCUGUAUAGCACUGAGAAACCUACCACAGCGCAACAGGACACUGCAACAAAAGACAGUGAAAAGACUGCUACAAUUUCAAUAUCUUCUCUGUUUAGCACUGAGAAACCAAGUCAUAUAACGACUUCAGUAUCAAAGGAAAUUGCAACAUUGGAGUCGAUAAUGACUGCUGCUGCUAAUACAUUUUCUUCUCUACAUAGUACAGAGAAAAUUGCUUAUGUUGAGACUACCAUCCUGGAGGAGGAGAGCUCAGGGUAUCUGACUUCUGAUAUGUUUACUACUCAGUCAGCUGCCACCCCUCUUUCUCCAGUGUAUAGUACAGUCAGACCAGAACAGCCAGAGGUACCAUCAAGUUCUGAAAUGCCAUCAGUUGUUCCUUUUAUUGAUGAAACAGAGACAAGCACCAUCCCCACUUCAGAAGAGGAUACAAGCUCAAGUGGAGCAACAGCUGAGAUGUUCACCAAGGACUCUGUUGCAACAACUGCAUCCACAUCAGAGUCAGUUAGUGCUGUCACCACAUCAAGUCCAAAAGACACCUCACGUUCAAUCUUGACCCUUACAGAGGAAGAUGGUUCUGGUGACCAGACCACUGAUAUGUUUACCAAGGCACCAGUGUCAACGAUUGAGUUUGUCAGUAGAUAUACCACUGUUCAUACAUCUACUGGACAGGUGAUGGAACAAACCGGAGCAUCAACACAGUAUACCCACAGCACCUCUUCACCCAGGGACUUGGAGGGAUCUGGAAUCUCAAAGACAGAGGAUGACCAAGAGACAACUCAGCCAGAAGGUUCAGGUGAGGAGGUAGUAGUUGAGACCACCACUAAACCACAGGACCAGUUCACGGUUGCCACAGAUGAGACAGAAAUCAGAGAGACUGAAAGCAGAUCUUGGACUCCAAAUGUUGAUGCUUCAAAAGAGUUCACACAGUCACAGGAAUCCACAUCAACCCAAUCUCCUUCCAUGUCAAGCACAGGUAAACCAACAGAGGCUUCCACAGCGUCUUUCACAGAGCAGGGUAGUGGUGACUUGACAAUUGACUCUACAGUUGAGAAUGAUGGUACAGAGGACGAGAGUUCAGGUGAAGACAAUUUAGACGUGUCCAUUAAGCAACCUGCAACCACGACUGCUCCUCCCCUGUCUAGUCCAGCAACAACAAUGGAGGAAUAUACCACAUUGUCUGUCAGCAGUGUCACCAGCCUAGAAACAGCUGUUGAGGUUGAUGAAACUCUAUCAUCUGGCACAACUGCAGAGGUACCUAAGGUUAUUUUUAGCACAGCUCAGACCCAGGAAAGUGAGGUGACAGAAAAAGAUACAAGCAGCACAGAGAAACCAUCAGUUGCUUUAAUGUCAAAUGUAACACACACAGACGAUGAAAGUUCAGGUGACCAGACCCCAGAUAUGUUUACCAAGGAAACAGGCCAAACAGAAUCCAUUGUGUCAAGCACACCAGGCCCAGAUGACGAGGGUCAUGUCAGCCCAGAUACAGAAACCACCAUCAGUCCAGAUGCUACACAGCCCCCUGCUACUGUGAAUGAUCGCACAACUAUGACUGAUAGCACAACUAUGAGUGACCGUACAACACACCGAUUCCUUAUAACCGAAAGAGACCAUACUUCGACGAAAGCCCAUACAACAGUGAGUGAUCAUUCAACUGUUGGAGACCACACAGUAGCAAGAGACCACACCACUGUCAGAGACCAUACAACAGUGCCUUUUAGAUCACAGUCAUCCACAUUCACUGCUCUCCCCUCUAUUAUAUACCAGGGUGUUACCGACCAGCAGGUCAUGAUAGUCACCCCAACAAGCAGCCAAACCAAAACUGACCAGACCCCCACUAUGGUGCUGCACGGUACGAAACCAUCGACAAGCACAGUUAUCAUAUUUACAGAGGAGGCCGGAGAUGAGGACACACUGUUCUCCACUGUUACUGACAGCAUGACCACAACCCCUGAGAUUAUCACCAAAGAUGAAACCAUCAUUGACGCUGAUACUGUGGCAAUGGUUGAACUCUCCUCACCUCUCUACCCCAGCAUCUUUACAGAGGAAGCAUGGGGAGUCACAGCCAUUACCAUGACACCACAGUCCUCAAUUGCAAUGACAAAAGAACCUGAAGGGUCUGGGACAGAUGACUAUUUGUCUUCCACAAUUGACUCACUGAGUCUGGCCACAACACAAAUCCCAUCAGUCACCUCUGUAGAUAUAUCUGCAGAGGCAAGUGCUAAGACAACAAGAAGGUCUGCAAAAGUUAAACAUUCAGAGACUGUGAGAAUGACCACCUCGUCAUCGGUAGAGGAUGUUUUUAGUGAGGCGUCUACUUCAGUGUUUGUGUCCUCUGUAGCUCAAACCACCCAAGCCAGAGCUCUAUCCACCGAGUCCAGCUCUCAGACGACCUUCACCACACAAAAUGUGGUUAUUGAUGAGUUCUCUGGAGAUGGUGUCACUGGUGAGGAGUCUGAUACAGAGCCUACUCCUUCUGCCCCUGUAUCAUCCCAAGCAUCAACUCUCCCCAUAGAUACAAGCUCACAAACCACAGUUAGCAGUGAGGAAUUCCCGACAGAUGCAAUUGAAUUAUCCAUCACCCCUUCUCCUACUACUGUUAAAGCUAGAGUAGAAGACACAUCUCAUGAUCAUUCUGAAGUGGAGGCCACAACAGUGUCAUCUAGUUCCACCCAAGCCACCAAGGUGUCUGACACGCCUACACAACAGACGCCAGUGUCCACUGAACAAGACAAAGAGACUGUGAAAUCAACCAGCCCAUUGCCUGUUGAUGAGUCUUCAGGAGAAGACGACUCUGAAGGCUCUGGAUCUGAGACCUUCACCUCUGUAGUGGAGACCUCCCAAACCACAAUCCCCACCUCAACAGCUAAUAAGGAGGGUGAAGCGACAGAGAUUACCAUUCUAGUACCUUCAUCUUUAGAGGAGGGCAUCUCUGGGGAUGACAUGAAGACUUCGAAUCCCAAACCCUCUGAAGCCACUUCCUCCCUGUAUAGCAAAGAUAAACCAUCAGUUGCUUCCAUUUUGGAUUUAACCUCCACAGAUGAAGAAAGCUCUGGUGACCCAACCCCUAAAACGUUUACCAAAGAGUCUGUUACUGUACGUUUACAAAUGACAUCCACAACUACGGUUUAUUCUCUGUUCAGCAAUGAGAAACCUUCACUUUCUUCCAUUUCGGAUAUAACCUCCACAGACGAAGAGAGCUCUGGUGACCAUACCCUUGAUAAGUUUACUAAAGCGUCUAAAGCUACCACAGUUUCUCCAGUUGACAGCACUGUCAAAAUGGGGCAGGUAAAAGCCACAACAAUGUCACCUGAAAAAGCAACAGCAGAAAUUGAAAAGACUACAACUACCACAGGUUUGUCUCUGUUUAGAACUGAGAAAACAGAGAAAGCUUCCUCCCAGGCAAGAUUGUCUGUCCAUUCCACUGUUGCGCCAUCUGUAAUGCCCGAUGUGGUGGACCAGUUUGUCACAACUUUUGUCCCCGGGGUGGACGUGACAAAACCUGAAGAAUCUUUCCAACAGGCUAGGUCUGAGAUUGCAUUUACCCAACAUGCAUUUACCCAUACCUCUGAUAUGUCAGUCACUACAACAGCUUCCUCUGUACACAGCACUUUCAAAGCAGAACAAGUGACAACCACAGUAAUGCCACAUGUGAUGUCACCAGAAGAGACUGCAGCCAUUGAUCCGACAGAAACACCAACAGACUCAGAGGAGUUAGUAACUCCUGGUGUUGAUGACACAGAAACAGGUUCUACAGAUGAAGAGAGUUCUGGAGAGGAGCCAAGUCCGAUGACCACCCAGGAUUCUCCUGUAACAGAAGCUCAUUUACACAGUAGCACAGCCAAGCCAUUGCAGACAUCAACAUCAGCUGUCUAUGAAUCCGUGGCUGACCUUACCUCUCCUGAAACAACUGCUGAUAGUGAAGAAACCAAACAGACAGACCUAACAAACACAGGACAGCCAUCAGAUAUUCCCAGUUCAGUGAAAAGCACAGUGAUCUCAGUUCUACCUGAUAAAGAUAAGGAGAGCUCAGGUGACCAAACCCUUGACAUUUUUACCAAAGACUUACCAACUACUACAGUUUCCUCUCUGUUUAGCACAGAGGAACCUACAACAACAUCAAGGGAAACUGUAACAGAAGAGAGUGAAGUCACUGACCAAACUGAGAGACCAUCAGGCUCUGGAAAACCGUCAGCUACCAUCUCCGUCUUAGCUUCCACAGAUGACCAGAGCUCAGGUAACCAGACAAGUGAGGGUUUCACUACAGACGCUUCUUCAACAGAAUAUCCUCUUUUGGCUAGCACAGUGCAGGCAAUUGCCUCUGUCUAUUCCACUGAGGCAGCAUCAGAGUCUGAAGUGGUGGUCCAGUUUGUCACAACAUUUGCCCCAAAACCAGACAUGACAACACCAGAGGAGUCGUUCGAACAGGCCAGGUCGGAGAUAACAUUUACUCAUCGUCCUCAUACUGAGCUCUCUUCUGAGGAAACGGCAUUGCCUACAACCAGUCCCAUGCUGCCUAAGGAAAAUUUAAGCCAGUCUUUAGAAACUAUAACUGCACCUGCACAGAGCUCAGAAUCAAAUUUAGUCUCUACUGCUUCUCCAGUGAAGACUGAUGCUGUUUUGCCCACACCAGAGGCAGAGGAACAAGUUGAAGCUUCAAGCCAGGUACCUACAACAGAGUAUACUUCUCCUAGUGCAGAGGGCAGCUCCGAACAAGAGGCUGUGGUUGAAGAGACAGGUGUUCCUAUCCGUGUUUCUCCUCUAACUGAGAAGGUAUUAGAAACUAAAGUGAACAGUACACCAUCUGCAAUGACAUACAUUGAUGAAAUGGUUGACUAUGAAAGUACCUCAGAGCCAGUACAGGUUAAAUCUAUACCUUCCGUCGUUAUAACCACCACAAAGCCUGAGGUGGAAGUAACAGCGCUCAGAACUGCCCCAACACAGAAUGUCCCAACACAGAAUGUCCCAACACAGACUGUCCCAACACAGAAUAUUGAGAGUGUGUCAUCAAAUUCAGAGAGCAGUUCAGAGACUAGAUCAGAGGAACUGUCCAGCCCAUCUGUGACUCAAUCAGUAUUAGCCUCCUACAGCUUAGAAAGCAGUUUGGAGGAAAAGUUGACAAUAGCUUUAACCUUGAAGCCAGAGAGUGACACAACUGAGGAGACCACCCCAUCCCUCUUUGUGACACAGACAGAACUGACAGCCGCCAUCACUGGUUCACCCUCUCUCACGACUCCUAGUGCUGAAAUUGAGUCAGCCGGUUCUGAGAGCAGUCCAGAAGAAAAUACAGUUUCUGAGAAGCCAGCGAUUGACACUAUGGAGGAAACCACCCAAUCGUCGGCACUGAUUCAGACCAUGGUUUUGCCAGGUGUCACCAGUCCACCAUUUCGCCAGUCUCCAGCCGACCCCGGGGCGGAGUCCCUUAGUGUCGUAAGCUCCUCUGAGAAACAGGAAGCACAGGGUGAAAUUGAGGAAGUUGUUACACCUACCACGGAGAUGCCAACGAGGGAGAAGCCAGAGUACACAACUAAAUCGCCAGCAGGAACACAGAACCAGCCAGAAUCAGUCGCUACAAUCCACAGCAUUCCUUCAUCUGUGUCCGAGGAGGAGGAAACCGUGGACUAUGAUAAUGUAUCAGGACCUACGUUAGUCGAGGGUGAACCACCCAUCAAGGGAGCGGAAACUACCAGCCUGGAUUUGGGGCACACGAUCGUUGGCGAGACAAUUGAAAUUGCAGGCAUCCACUCCUGCACUGAGAACAUUUGUCUGAAUGGGGGCUCUUGCUACAGACGCGGAAGUCUCCCCUCUUGCAGCUGUGCCCCUGGCUACAGUGGAGAUCGUUGUGAAACAGACAUUGAUGAAUGUCAGUCCAACCCCUGUCACAACGGAGCUACAUGCAUCGACGGCCUGAAUUCCUUCACCUGUGUUUGCCUCUCAAGCUACGCUGGAUUCUAUUGUGAAGAAGACACUGAGACAUGUGAAUAUGGCUGGCACAAGUUCCAGGGCCACUGCUACAAGUACAUCCCCCAGAGGAGGAACUGGGACACAGCGGAGAGAGAGUGCCGGGUACAGGGGGCACACCUGGCCAGCAUCCUCUCCCAUGAUGAGCAGCAGUUUGUCAACCGCCUUGGACAGGACUACCAGUGGAUCGGCUUGAACGAUAAGAUGUACGAGAAUGACUUCCGCUGGACUGACAGCACGCCCAUGCAAUAUGACAACUGGCGUCCCAACCAGCCAGACAGUUUCUUCUCAUCUGGAGAGGACUGUGUGGUGAUGAUCUGGCACGAGGACGGCCAGUGGAAUGACGUGCCCUGCAACUACCAUCUCACCUUCACCUGCAAGAAAGGCACAGCCAUUCAUUCUCCCAUCAACCCCUGUGUGUUCUUCCCAGUGGACUGUAACCAGCCCCCUCUGGUACAGAACGCUCGUACCUUCGGCAGGAAGAGGUCACGCUAUGAGAUCAACGCACUAGUGAGGUACCAGUGUAGGGACGGUUUCAUCCAGAGGCACGUGCCAACCAUCCGUUGCCGUGAAGACGGCCGAUGGGACAUCCCCAAAAUCGCCUGCAUGAGUCCAUCAAACUUCCAGAGGGACUUUGCGAGGAGGCAGAGUUACAGUCUGUUCAGUAGCAACAAAUACAAGCGGCGGUCUGACGAGGCGGCGGCCCGACAUCAUCCUCACCAUCGAGGAAGGAGAGAGAGGAGAGGCAGAAGACAAGCAGAAGACAAUGAUCGCCAUGGUUACGCUAGAUUACGUUUACUCAGAACCAGCAUAGCCUAAACCAUAGGAACGCAGGACUGUUAGUUAUGUGGAUAUUUAAAAAAAAAAUGUAAUGAAAACAUUUUAAGAACUUUAAAGAAUGAAAGGACAAAAAGAAGAAACCCAAAGGAUAUUUACAAUUUUUCUUGCAAUUUUGAUGAUGGAAUCUUGGAAUGAUGUGCCUUUUUAAAGAAAUAUUAUUUUAAAGAAUAUUCUUAUAAAGGGACACUAUUUUAUAACAAAGCCAAAGUGGAUACCUUCUGUUGGCUACUGGGAAAGUGUGCUGGAGUUGUACUUUGGACCAAAUAAUGCAUUCAUCCGCAACUAUACGAUUUUUUCCAGUUUAUACAGACAGGAGAGCGUUCAACUCUUACAUUGGGAAAAAGAUACAGCUUUUGUGAAAAUAUAGCGCUUAUGUUAUGCAAAAGAAUACAAUUAAUUUACAAAUAGUCUGUGCUACGCAGGCACUGACAAUCAAAUGAAUCCACAGUACUCAAUCCAUCUCUCUCUUCUCUACAUUAUUCCGGAAAUUACAUUUCAAAGAAAGAGGUUCCAUGCUUGGGUUUAUCUUGUUGUUACACAUGAUUACUGUAUGCAUUUUAUACAGAGUUUUUCAUCCAAUACCACGCUUGGGACUGUCCGAUGACACACGUGACUGACCAAUCAGAUUUCAGAUCACAGAAAGAAAAAUUCAAACAUGGCGAAGGCCCAUCCAAUCAGAAUUUAGAUUGCUGGAGACCUUUUAUCACUAGCUCUUUGUCAUCAGCUGCAGUCUUCAUCCCGUCUCAUCCAUAGAUAUAUAAAGAAUAUAUGAUGCGUUGAUAAUGGGUUAAUGUUUGUGCACAUCCAUUUAACACUUUUGCUUUCUAUUGUAUGUUGAGAAACUAGAGAGGAGAUUUCUAAGUAUUAUUUGACUGAGGGCCAAAUGAGUGUCUCCUCCGAGGCCCUUAAGGCCUUAUACAUUGAAGUGAAGCCAUCGACCUGUAAAUUAUUUGGCUGUGUUGAAUGAAACUAUAGAAGGGAAAGGAGGGUUAUGGAAUGUAUGUUUUCUAGACAAGAUAACCUGGAAUUCCUUGCUACGUUUACAACAAAUGCGAGGUAUUUUAAUGUUACUAAAACAAUGUUAUAAAAAUCCUUUAAAAAAUGAGCUUUGCUUCUGUUUUGCCUGAGGGGGUAACUUUUCUGUUUCCUGACACUGUAGAUGACUCAAGCUCUUCGCUUCCAUGUGCUAUUUUCUUAGGUCAAUGUAAAACUACUAUUGAGAGAAUGUACUUAGUGAAACACUUCGAAAGACUUGAACAAACACCUUUUUUAACAAAAGAUACAAAUAAUUUAUUUUUCAAGCUGCUCUUCCUCUUCUUGCUACGUUAUUGUUUUGUAAGUGAAAUAUUCUGACGAUGCAAUCCCUUGGUCUGACUAGUCUCAAUACUACAUGUAUUUACAUGCUUUGUAGGAGACAGCUAACAUCGCAGUAUCUGAGUCAAUGUGAUGAAGAUAUUGCUUUACUACACACUACGCUAGACAGGCCUGACAUUUAGGGGUCAACAAUGGACCAAAGAGUAGGGCUUCAAUCAGCUGAAAGUUCAGUGUUUCCGUCACAAUAUCACCAAACACGUUGUACAGAUUUAGUGUUGCACAAUUGAUGACGGUCAUCCAGCAGUUGUUGUUUGUCUUUUUUUAUUUGUUGUGUUUUAGCAUUAAAGUGCACAUAAUAACAUUUUAUAUUUACAGUAUAACUUUGUUUUUUACAAUGUGAAAGUCUGGGAUGUUUGAGAAAUACAUUUUUAAAUUAAACAAGACUGUUUUACCUGCUCUCAGUCACCAAAGAAAUAAAAACAAAGG
Molecule: messenger RNA, 11263 nt
Organism: Salvelinus fontinalis (brook trout)
Lineage: Eukaryota; Metazoa; Chordata; Actinopteri; Salmoniformes; Salmonidae
Product: versican core protein-like
Exons: 8
Coding region: 182-9442 (3086 amino acids)
Biological process (GO): cell adhesion
Molecular function (GO): calcium ion binding; signaling receptor activity; hyaluronic acid binding
Source: RefSeq, a predicted model, not a curated record